UUAUUCAACCAAAAAAAGCAAUUUUUAUUAUUUUUUAAUUCAGAAAAUCUCUUUAAAUACUGGCCCCGUCCCUUAGCAGUAGCACCUCAUCCUUUAACAACUCUCACCAGUCUCCCUGCGUUUUUUUCAGACCGACACAGAAAUGGGGUUUGCUUCCUACCGCUCCUCAGUUUCCUCUGCCACCAAAUGGCUGGGAUUCGUCACCGCCGUCUGGGUCCAAGCUAUUUCCGGCAACAACUACACUUUCUCCAACUACUCCGCCGCCCUCAAAACCCUCAUGGGCCUCACCCAGCUCGAACUCAACAACCUCUCCGUAGCCAAAGACGUCGGCAAAGCCUUCGGUCUCCUCGCCGGGCUGGCUUCCGAUAAACUGCCGACCUGGGUCAUCCUCCUCAUCGGAUCAGUCGAGGGUCUCGUCGGCUACGGCGCCCAGUGGCUCGUCGUCAGCGAAAGAAUCAAGCCCCUCUCCUACUGGCAGAUGUGUAUAUUUCUCUGCAUGGGCGGCAACAGCACGACGUGGAUGAACACGGCGAUUCUCGUCACAUGCAUCCGAAACUUCCGGCGAAACCGGGGACCCGUUUCGGGGAUUCUGAAGGGCUACGUGGGUCUCAGCACCGCCAUCUUCACCGACCUCUGCGCCGCCCUCUUCAACAACGACCCCGCUAGCUUCCUCUUCAUGCUCUCCGUAACCCCCUUCGCCGUCUGCUUAACCGCCAUGCUCUUCCUCCGCGAGGUCCCCCCUUCUUCCUCCUCCUCCUCCGAAGACAAUCGCGACUCCAGAUAUUUCUGGGUCGUCAACGCCGUCGCCGUCUGCGUCGCACUGUACCUCCUCGCCUAUGACUUCAUCCCAAAUCCAUCGAACCUCUUGUCCCUAAUCUUCUCCGUCAUUUUGUUAAUCCUCCUGGCGUCGCCGCUCGCGAUUCCUGCGUAUGCGUUUUUCACCGCGUGGGCCUCGAAGCCGGACCUGGUCGCGCCCGAGUCGGGUCCAGAUCCGAACACCAGAUCUGACGAGCCACUUUUGAGGCAGACGUCGGCGGACGACACACAGCACAAGCCAGAGGUGGCUGCUGCGGCGGCGGAGGUGGUGGAGGCGAAGAGGAGGCCGGUGCUCGGGGAGGACCACACCAUCUUCGAUGCGAUGGUGGCGUUGGAUUUCUGGAUUUUGUUCGUGUCGUUUUUGUGCGGGGUGGGGACGGGUCUGGCGGUUAUGAACAAUAUGGGGCAGAUUGGAUUGGCGCUCGGAUACGUGGACGUGUCGAUCUUCGUUUCGCUGACGAGCAUUUGGGGUUUUUUCGGGCGGAUCGGUUCGGGUAUGAUUUCGGAGUACUUCAUCAGGAAAGCUGCAAUACCAAGACCUCUAUGGAAUGCUGCUUCUCAGAUUCUAAUGGCCGUUGGCUACAUCCUCAUGGCCAUUGCCAUGCCCGGUUCGCUAUACAUCGGUUCGAUUGUCGUUGGCAUUUGUUAUGGAAUUCGUCUUGCCGUCACAGUACCCACCGCAUCUGAACUAUUUGGUCUCAAGUACUAUGGACUGAUUUACAACAUUCUAAUCCUCAACCUUCCACUAGGCUCCUUCCUAUUCUCCGGCCUGCUUGCCGGACUAUUGUACGACAUGGAGGCUACCACCACUGAAGGAGGUGGCAACACAUGCAUCGGCGCACAUUGUUACCGGCUCGUGUUCGUCAUCAUGGCCAUUGCCUGUGUUAUUGGGUUUGGUUUGGACAUUUUGCUGUCCAUUAGAACCAAGAAUCUCUACACGAGGAUUCAAGCUGGCAAGAAAACAAGGAGAGUGGUUAAUGGCACACAGUAGGGUAAACAAAUGUGGUACUUGGGCACCAAUUAGCUCUUAGUCUACUUGAGUUUAUUUCAAGUUUGAAUCUCCUUCCCAUUAGUUUUAGAAAAUGUUGGACUUGGGAGACCAAGAAUGUGAGGAUUGAUGGGCUUAAUUUUAGCCCAAUGAUAUCCUCCAUUUAGAAUUAGAAAUAAGUUGGAUUUGUGAAUUUUUGAGGCCUGCAUUAUGUUUGAUGGGCUUCCUUGGACUGCGAAAUUUGUAUUGAUUAGUUCUUGUUGGAUUUA
Messenger RNA from Pyrus x bretschneideri (Chinese white pear), 2073 nucleotides. RefSeq names its product protein NUCLEAR FUSION DEFECTIVE 4-like. The record is from RefSeq and is a predicted model, not a curated record. NCBI's taxonomy places the organism in Eukaryota, Viridiplantae, Streptophyta, Magnoliopsida, Rosales, Rosaceae. The coding region runs from base 143 to 1807 and encodes 554 amino acids. Gene Ontology annotation, cellular component: membrane. The transcript is spliced from 3 exons.